Molecule: messenger RNA, 2079 nt
Organism: Lachancea mirantina
Lineage: Eukaryota; Fungi; Ascomycota; Saccharomycetes; Saccharomycetales; Saccharomycetaceae
Source: the annotation of a GenBank genome assembly
AUGGUUGAUUUUUCGUUGAGAAAAGCACGAAAUAACUGGAAACAACUGUCUUCCCCAUCAAAAGCCAAAGAUGGGCAUGAUGAGAUUUCAAGGUCGAAAUCCAACCCUUAUGAGAACCUGGACACAACUUCUGCGUAUAAUCAAUUGCCAGACAUUGAUAAAUCUUCGCGUCAGAAGGUCGGGACGUCUAUGCAGAGAAGGCUCUCCGUGCACACCCCAAAAUACAUGGCUCCAAAUUUUGACCUCAUCGCGGAACCGCUUCCCAAAUUGGAUGCUUCAGCUCUUAUGGACAAAAAUGGGAGUCAUCAUUCACUCAGAGAUGUGAAACCGCGCACAAAACUACGCCCAAAGACUAAAAACUAUAGCGGGAAUUCACUGAAACAGAUUCUGUCCGAUCCCAAUUUCCAGGCCAAGAAGUUUGUUACUGCAAAUCUCGGAAAUGCCAGUGCAGUUGAGAUAGAACAAUUUACGUCAGGUCUUAACAGCUUGGCGCUGGAGGUUAGCGAUGACAUGAAGGAAAACGUUAACAAAUCCUAUAACGAAAUUAUGGUCAUAAACUCUAAUCUGUCAUCCGCCUCGCGAGAACUGAGAAAUCUUCGCUCUAAUAUCAAAGGUUUACAAACCAUCAUGGAUAACUUUUAUGUCAUGGCCGAAAAGCGUGUCCUCUUAGAGAAACAAAUGCAGUCUCGAAAUAAUAACGACAAUCAGUCUCUACUACCACCGGCCAAUGCAUCCAAGGUGAGAGAUCGAACAAGCGUGUUUAUGCUCGAAAAAGUUUGGGCCGACGAACUUGCUGCUCUCUCCAAAUCAGUCGAAGGUGCUCAAAAAUUUAUUUCCGCAAUGCCCGGACGUCAUGUACUCAUGAAAACCGGCAACUGGUUUGAAGUUAAUGCUGCGACAUUAAAACCCCUAAGAGGUGUUCACAUCUUUAUCUUAAAUGAUUUAAUUCUAAUUGCCGUAAAAAAGCAAGAGGCACAACGGCAUGAACUAGCACUUUCACACUGCUAUCCGCUUAGGGAAACAGUGAUAGAGGGUCAAGAGGGAAAAAGAAUAUCGAUGAAUUAUGCCAACCGGACACAGUGCCUUUAUCAAACCCAAGACCCUGAGGAGUUCGAGCGUCUUUUUGCUACGAUCAGAGGUGCAAAGGACGAUUUAAAGGACAUUUCUGAAGCGGAAGAAGAAAGCGCCAAGCGUAUCCGUGACUCCUUCAACUACCUUCGCUCCAAUCAAACAUUCUCUGGAAGAGAUGGCAAUAUGAGUCCCGUCAAGACCCAUGGCCGCCAUACGAGUUUAGGAAGUAUGUCUCCUCAGACUCACGGUACCGCUAAUGAUCAAUUUUUAUACCAAAACAUAACCGCAUCUGUUCAGUCCGUAGCAGAUUAUGGAAAAAUGAGUGAAAACACAGUGCAGCUCAAAAAAUUAGACGAAGAAAUUGAGGAGCUUGACAUUACGCUAGCGCGGCGAAAAUAUGAGGCUAGCGCAACAAAAUUACAUAUACUUGAUCUUUCAGUCACCAAGCUCAAGGAAAAACUAGGCCAGGAAGAUGCAAUUCUCACACGUCUUCUUGACUUAAAAAUUGAGCAGCGUAAGCAAGACUUACUGAAUAAAUUGUAUGGAAUAAUCUCAGGAGAAACAACCAAUUUAAGUCAAGUUUUUGAAUGCUUAAGGACUAUGAUCAAACUAGAAUACGCCGACGAUGCCCUCGAGUUGUUCUUACAAAAUCGCUCCAAAAGGAUUCAGGAAUUAAUCCUCCAGAUUGGAGCGUUCGAUAAUUCAACCAACUAUUUGACACAAAUUGCUGUGAUCAGAUUUCAGGCCGUGAGGAACGGAGUUCUCUCAGUUCAGGAUUUAUUUGAGAGUAGAGUCAAAGACCUCUCUUCAAUGAUAGUGGUCUGGUGCAGCGACGAAGUGGACAAGCAUUUCGCUCUUGUUAACAAGCAAAUUCUUAACCACGAAACUAUACCGCCCUCGUCCAUCAAAUCAACCCGAAAAGAAAUAGACGCGUUAAAGGAAAUUGGCAUAGAUUUUGUCUAUAAACUCGACGACUUCUUGAGACAAAACAACUCAAGGAUACGGUGA